Trichechus manatus latirostris (Florida manatee) is the source of this 5853-nucleotide messenger RNA. It is a transcript of the gene MUC6, whose product is annotated as mucin 6, oligomeric mucus/gel-forming. The transcript has 38 exons. NCBI's taxonomy places the organism in Eukaryota, Metazoa, Chordata, Mammalia, Sirenia, Trichechidae. Gene Ontology annotation, cellular component: extracellular matrix. The record is from RefSeq and is a predicted model, not a curated record. Gene Ontology annotation, molecular function: protein binding. Bases 1 to 5853 code for a protein of 1950 amino acids.
AUGGCAGGACUUGAGGAGGUGGCCUCCGGGGGCCGAAGGAGCCCUCAUUGGCAGGUUAGGCAGUCGUGGCUGCCCCAUCCGGCCCACAGUGCCCGUUUGGGACCCACAGGCGUGGGGGAGGGCCCCAAAGCCUGGGCGCGCUCCCACCUGCAGAUCCCAGAUUCCGGGGCUGAUAACACCCCCGACCCCAACGACAAGAGUGAUCUCGGCCCCUAUGAGACAGAUGAGCAGAGGGGUUGGUGCUCCACGUGGGGGGCCGGCCACUUCUCCACCUUCGACCACCACAUGUAUGACUUCUCGGGGACGUGCAACUACGUCUUUGCUGCCAUCUGCGAGGACCCAUCGCCCACAUUCAGCGUCCAGCUCCGGCGUGGGCCCGACGGCAGGACCACCCGCAUCAUCGUGGAGCUGGGCUCCUCCGUGGUCACCGUGCAGAACGGCGCAGUCUCUGUCAAGGACGUGGGGGUGGUCAGCCUGCCCUACACAAGCAAUGGGCUCCAGAUCACGCCCUUCGGCCAGAACGUGCGGCUGGUGGCCAAGCAGCUGGAGCUGGAGCUGGAGGUGCUGUGGGGACCGGACAGCUACGUCAUGGUCCUGGUGGAGAAGAAGUACAUGGGCCAGAUGUGCGGGCUAUGCGGAAACUUCGACGGCGAGGCGGCCAACGAGUUCCUGAGCAAGGACGGCAACCUCCUGGAACCCUACAAGUAUGCUGCCCUCCAGAAACUUGACGACCCCAACGAGAUCUGUGCCUACGAAGCAAUCCCCCAGCCUAGCAGCCCACAGGAAGAGCAUGCCCAGACCUGCGCCCAGCUGCUGAGCCUGGUGUCCCCCGAGUGCAGCGUGGCCCGGGAGCCGUUCAUGCAGAGCUGCCAGGCGGACAUGAAGAUGUGCGCCCAGCCGGGCCCGGGAAACUGCAGCUGUGCCACGCUCUCGGAGUUCUCCCGCCAGUGCAGCAUGGCCGGCCAGGCGGUCAGCAACUGGCGGGCUCCGGGCCUCUGCUCUGUGGGGCAGUGCCCGGCCAACCAGGUGUACAAAGAGUGUGGCUCGGCCUGCGUCAGGACCUGCUCCAACCCAGGGCAUAGCUGCCAAGGCUUCUGCACCUUUGGCUGCUUCUGCCCCGAAGGGAUGGUCCUUGAUGACUUCUCCAAAAACCAGACCUGUGUGCCGGUCACCCAGUGCCCCUGCAUGCUCAACGGGGCGGUCUAUGCCCCUGGGGAGGUCACAUCAUCUGCCUGCAGGACAUGCCAGUGCACUGACGGCCUCUGGACAUGCACGGAUCAGCCCUGUCCCGGUCGCUGCUCUCUGGAAGGCGGCUCCUUCGUCACCACGUUCGAUGCCAGGCCCUACCGCUUCCAUGGCACCUGCACCUACAUCCUCCUCCAGAGCCACCAGCUCCCUGAAGAGGGCUCCCUCAUGGCCGUGUACGACAAGUCAGGUUACUCACACUCGGAGACCUCCCUAGCCGCCAUCAUCUACCUGUCCGGCCAGGACAAAAUCGUGAUUUCUCAAGACGAGGUGAUCACCAAUAACGGAGAGGUGAAGUGGCUGCCGAAAAGAGCACGCAACAUCACGAUCUUCAGACAGACGUCCACCCACCUCCAGAUGGCCACUGACUUCGGCCUGGAGCUCAUGAUCCAGCUGCAGCCUGUGUUCCAGGCAUACAUUACCGUGGAGCCCCAGUUCAGGGGCCAGACCCGAGGGCUCUGCGGCAACUUCAACGGGGACACAACGGACGACUUCACGACCAGCAUGGGCAUCGCCGAGGGCACCGCCUCGCUCUUUGUGGACUCCUGGCGGGCGGGGAACUGCCCAACAGCGCUCGAGCGCGAGACGGACCCCUGUUCCAUGAGCCAGCUCAACAAGGUGUGCGCUGAGACUCACUGCUCGGUGCUGGUGAACAAGGGCUCCGUGUUCGAGAAGUGCCACUCGGUGGUGAACCCCAGGCCCUUCUACAAGAGGUGUGUCUACCAGGCAUGCAACUACGAGGAGACCUUCCCCCACAUCUGUGCUGCCCUGAGUGCCUACGCCUACCUAUGUGCCUCCCGGGGCGUCCUGCUCUGGGACUGGAGGAGCAGCGUCGACAACUGCAGCGUCCCCUGCACGGGCAACAGAACAUUCAGCUACAACAGCCAGGCCUGCGACCGCACCUGCAUGUCACUGUCAGAGCGCACACUCGAGUGCCACCCCAGCGCGGUGCCCGUUGACGGCUGCAACUGCCCCGAGGGCACCUACCUGAACCACAAGGAGGAGUGUGUGCGCAGAACCCAGUGCCCCUGCCAGCUGGACAGCCACGAGAUCAUCCUGGCCGGCCAGUCCACGGUUGUCAACGGCGCCACUUGCUACUGCAUCAGCGGACGGCUGACCUGCUCCCGCAAGCCUCAGAUGCUCCUGGCCACCUGCACAGCCCCAAAGACCUUCCAGUCCUGCAGCCAGUCCUCAGACAGCAAUUUUGGGGCGGCCUGUGCCCCCACGUGUCAGAUGCUGGCAACCGGCAUCGCCUGUGUCCCCACCAAGUGUGAAGCUGGCUGCGUCUGUGCCGAGGGCCUCUACGAGGAUGCCAGCGGGCAAUGCGUGCCAGCCGACAACUGCUCCUGUGAGUUUGGGGGGACCUCCUACCCCCCGGGCGCCGAGCUCAACACUGACUGUCAGACGUGCAUCUGCAAGCAGGGGAAGUGGGUGUGCGAGCAGAGCGCCGGCUGCGCCUCCACCUGCACUCUCUACGGGGAGGGCCACGUGAUCACCUUCGACGGGCAGCGCUUUGUGUUCGACGGCAACUGCGAGUACACCCUGACCACUGACGGCUGUGGCGCCAACGACUCGCAGCCCACCUUUAAAAUCGUCACUGAGAACGUCAUCUGCGGGGAGACGGGGGUCACGUGCUCGCGGGCCAUCAAGCUCUUCCUGGGGGCACUGUCCAUCGUACUGGCAGACAAGACCUACACGGUCGGCGGAUACGACCCCCAGGUGAGCUUCCAGGUGCAGCCCAGCUCCUUGCACCUCGUGCUGGACAUCUACAUCGCCGACAAGUACAACCUGACGCUCACCUGGAACAAGCACAUGAUGGUCCUCAUCAAGGUCUCUCGCGCCUCCGCGCAGGACGCCUUCUGCGGCUUGUGCGGGAACUACAACGGGAACAUGAAGGACGACUUUGAGACCCGCAGCAUGUACGUGGCCUCCAGCGAGCUGGAGUUCGUGAACUCGUGGAAGGAGAACCCCCUGUGCGGGGACGUGAGCUUCGUGGUCGACCCCUGCAGCCUCAACACCUUCCGCCAAUCCUGGGCCGAGCGGAAGUGCAGCAUCAUCAACAGCCAGACCUUUGCGGCCUGCCACAGCAAGGUGUACCACAUGCCCUACUAUGAAGCCUGCGUGCGCGACGCGUGUGGGUGUGACACGGGUGGGGACUGUGAGUGUCUGUGCGACGCGGUGGCCGCCUAUGCCAAGGCCUGUCUGGACAAGGGCGUGUGUGUGGACUGGAGGACCCCCGACUUCUGCCCUGUCUACUGCGGCUUCUACAACACCCACACGAGGGUGGACGGGAGCAGCGAGUACGAGUACGUGCAGGAGGACGACUGCACGUGGCACUACCAGCCUUGUCUCUGCCCCGACGCACUGCAGAGCUACCCGCAAAGCAACAUCGAAGGCUGCUACAACUGCUCCCAGGACGAGUACUUCGACUCCAGUGAGGGCGCGUGCGUGCCGUGUGCCCUGACCGCCACCACUCCACCGCCCACCACAGGUGACUGCAGCCACAAAGGCGCUCUCUCCCCCCAGGGGCUCUUCCCCGGCUCAGCUGGACACCCUGACAAGCCGAAGCUUCAGGGCCCCUCACUGCUAUCCAUGCAGCUCCUCGGGCUGGUGGAGGGGAGGGGGGCUGCUCGGACCUCCACAGAAGCCCAGCCCACAACGCCCGCCACACGGACCCCCAGCACCAGCGGGCUGUUCAGCUCUGCCCGACCCUCCACGAGCCCCACGGCCACUCCUCCAGUGACACCAAGCCUGCCAGCCACGCCGACAACCAGCCCGCAGGCCUCGUCCUCUGCACGGACAGACACGGCCCCCACCACCCAGACAAAACCAGCUGUCUCCUCAGCGGAAUCACCUCGAAGCACCACGGCCGUCAGCCCGCGGGUCACAUCAGCACCAACCCCCACAUCCACGUGGGGUAUAACGGCCACUAGACCCACGGUGACCCAUGCCACAAGCCAGUCCACAGCAUCACGCCCCAGCGCGGCCACACAGACCACAGCUGAGACCACAGAGCGCACCACAGCACCUACAGUGACCCUGGAGACACAGGAGGAGACCUCAAGGACCCCGCCAGACGACGACCCCAACGCAGACAACAGGCACAACAACGGGACGACCAACGACCACACCAUCGACGCAGACUACGCUUCCCACUCGGUUCCCGCCAUUAGAGACCUCCUCGGUGACUCCCACCUCUCAGCGAGCUACCACCCGGACCACCGAAACGAUCAUCUCUACCCCCUCCAGGCCAUCGCCCACGGCAACCUCUCUGCCUACCACAGCCACACAGCCCACAGCCUCCACGCUGUCACUCACCAAGACCACCAGCCACCGCCCACGGCAACCUCUCUGCCUACCACAGUCACACGGCCCACAGCGUCCAUACCAUCACUCACCAAGAACACCACUGAGACCCGCCCUCCCCCCAGCUCCAUCAGGACAGCCAAAACCACUAGUCCCCGGGUGUCACACCCGCCCGCAACAGCACCUCACCCAUCCACAUCACCUGCUCCCACUACCAUCACCCCCAAGCCCACCAGCUCACGAACUGAGACCCCGGUUGCCGAGACCACCUCGACCGCCACCCCCAGCCGACCUCACACUCCUGCCGUGACUCCCUCCCAGCCCACCGUUUCUCCCUCCUCCUCCUCACGCACCACAGGUCCCCCCUCAGGCACAUCCUUCAAGACCACCACCUCCUUUCCAACCCCCUCACACCCCGAGACCACGCUCCCCACUCGGGUACCGCCAUUUGAGACCUCCUCAGUGACUCCCACCUCUCACCGAACUACCACUCGGACCCCUGAACCCAUCAACUCUUCCCCCUCCAGGCCACCGCCCACUGCAACCUCUCUGCCUACCACAGCCACACGGCCCACAGCCUCCAUACCAUCACUCACCAAGACCACCACUGAGACCCGCCCUCCCCCCAGCUCCAUCAGCACAGCCAAAACCACUCCCCUUUCUGCCCUUCUCCUCCACACGCUUGCCUUCUACUUCAUCAGUUCCUUCCUCUCCUGCGUUAGUGACAAGCACUUCAUUGUUGUCUUCUGGUAUCUCCUCAUCUUCCUCUUCUUCCUCUGCGCCUUCGGUUUCCACUUACUCAUCAACAUCUUCUAUUCCCACCACGCAGCACACUAUCAGCACCAUCGUUCCCUCCACGUCCAGAACCACUCCGAGUGCCGCACCCUCGUCUUCCGUUUCCUCCCAGUCCACAUCUCUGUCCACGUCUCUCACCACACUCACUCCCACGCCUGGCUCACCUCCUUCGCCACAUCCACUCCGUCCCCUGCCCGAAUGUCGGUGUCACCGCUUCACACUGAGUGUAUCUGCAGCGUCAAGGAGUAUGAGGAGGAGAUCACAUACCUGGGGUGUACAGCAAAUGUGACGAUGACCCGCUGCGAGGGCACCUGUGCCUCCUCUGCCAGCUUCAACAUCGACACCAGGCAAGUGGACAUACAGUGUGGCUGCUGCCACCCACUGGAGUCCUAUGAGAAGCAGCUGGUGCUGCCCUGCCCAGAUCCCAGUGCACCCGGGGGCCAGCGGGUACUCACCCUGCUGGUAUUCAGAAGCUGUGUGUGUAGCAGCCAGCCCUGCAGGGACUAG